UAUGCCAACAUGGGGGAUUCCCAGGAAAAAGAUGUGAAGGCUUCGACUCACCUUGAGCAACAGGUUACUACAGAUGUGGAAGACUUGAAGUCAGCGCAGGUUGGAGAUCGUGUUGACCACGAGGUCCAGAAGUAUGCUGGCCUGGGACGAGUCGAGGUCGACGAACCUACAUCUCGUCGUCUGAAACGGUUGAUUGAUCGCCGAGUUCUUACCAUCAUGGUCUUCACAUACCUUGUACAGGCUCUGGACAAGGGAACUCUCAGUUUCACGAGUAUCAUGGGUAUACUUGAUGAUGCUCACCUCCACGGUACUGAGUAUGCUUGGCUUUCGACCUGCGUAUACCUUUCGAUCUUGGUGGUUGAGUACCCCACCAACUGGAUUAUUCAACGGGUUCCCAUCGCAAAAUACCUUGGUUGUAAUAUCAUUAUAUGGGGCGCGGUCUUGGCGCUUCAUUCGACGGUCAAGAGUUUUGGAGGUCUCUUGGCGUGUCGAAUUCUACUAGGCAUUUUCGAAGCUUGCGCUCAACCAACCUUUGUUCGACUUUCAGGCAUGUGGUACAAACGUGAGGAACAGGCACAAACGGUCACUUUCUGGUACAUGAUGAAUGGAUUGCAGCAGAUGAUCGGUGGACUCCUUGCCUACCUAUUUAGCCUGAUUGGUUCCGACAAAGUUAUCAAAUCUUGGCAAGCAUUGUUCAUCACAUAUGGAUGCUUUUCGGUGCUUUUCGGAGUAUUCGUGUUGCUCUUCAUGCCCGAUUCCCCCAUGACAGCAAAAUGUUUCUCCGAGGAGGACAAGAGACUGAUGGUAGAACGAGUCCGAGAUAAUCGAACGGGUAUCCAAAACAAGAAGUUCCGAAAAUACCAGGUUAUUGAGGCCUUGAAAGACCCUCAAAUGUGGUGCUACUGUGGAAUCCAACUGUUCACAACUUUGCCGACUAGUGGACUUGGAACAUUUGCCAAUAUCAUCAUCAAAGGCUUCCACUUUACAACUCUCCAGACCCAGCUCCUCUCUAUGGUCCUGGGCGCAUACAUCAUCUUUGUCCUGUUAAGUUCAAUGUGGCUUGUCAAGAAGACCAACCAAAACCUAAUUAUCAUGGCAGCUUAUUGCAUUCCGUCCUUCAUUGGCACUAUUGUUCUAAUGACUGUGCAGAAUACGACGACAGCCACAAAAGCCGGCUUGCUUUUGAGCUACUACAUCACACUCUCAUUCUGGGCAGCACAGACUCUUACUCUCUCAAUGAUCUCCCGGAAUAUUGCCGGUCAAACCAAGAAGUCGACGGUCAUUGCUGCCAAUUUCAUUGCCUGGGCUACGGGUAACGCGAUAGGUCCCCAAAUUUUCUUGACUCGGGAUGCGCCUCGCUAUUUCACCGCGUUCAGCAUUCAUCUCGGAUGUUAUACCCUCCUGGAGCUCGUCUUGCUAUAUUUGCGAUUCCACCUUAAGCGACAAAAUGACAAGAAAGACCAGCAAGCUGCUGAAGGGUUGGCAUCUGAAGAAACUACCAAUCUUGAAGGAUUCGAAGAUCUGACAGAUCGGGAGAACCUGAGAUUCCGCUAUGUUUACUGA
Penicillium daleae is the source of this 1563-nucleotide messenger RNA. Its product is annotated as 2-ketogluconate transporter. Gene Ontology annotation, molecular function: transmembrane transporter activity. Gene Ontology annotation, cellular component: membrane. The annotation marks the transcript as partial. NCBI's taxonomy places the organism in Eukaryota, Fungi, Ascomycota, Eurotiomycetes, Eurotiales, Aspergillaceae. The record is from RefSeq and is a predicted model, not a curated record. Gene Ontology annotation, biological process: transmembrane transport. The transcript is spliced from 5 exons.